Messenger RNA from Eriocheir sinensis (Chinese mitten crab), 5369 nucleotides. RefSeq names its product inactive tyrosine-protein kinase 7-like. Gene Ontology annotation, biological process: axon guidance; homophilic cell-cell adhesion; dendrite self-avoidance. The transcript has 22 exons. The record is from RefSeq and is a predicted model, not a curated record. Gene Ontology annotation, cellular component: plasma membrane; axon. NCBI's taxonomy places the organism in Eukaryota, Metazoa, Arthropoda, Malacostraca, Decapoda, Varunidae. The coding region runs from base 1632 to 5144 and encodes 1170 amino acids. Gene Ontology annotation, molecular function: cell-cell adhesion mediator activity; protein tyrosine kinase activity; ATP binding.
UCCAGCUCCUCCGCUCUCUCCCCUCACUCCACCUCUUCUCCCCUCGGCUUCGCACGCUCGACUUAGUGUGGCUAGAACCGCCGAAGAGAAAGGGGUGGGUCGCUCGCAGCUCUCCCAGACCGCGCGUCGCCUGGCUCAGCGCUGCCUCUCCCUCCCUCCUCUCCUCGCCACGAACUCCACGGUGCCACGCCCCAGCUGUCCCCGCGCCCCGCCAGCACACACAGACGAGCGGCGUGGCACUAAGGCGUCAGGGGCUUAUUGGAAAGGCACAUUUAGGCCCCGAGACGCGUGUUAAGACUACGGCAAGAGUCUCGUAGGCCCAGAAACCCGUGCUCGUAAAUCUCAAGCGUGUCGAACUGCUACUACGAGACCUCCCGCCCCCCCUCCCGCCCUCCCUCCCCGCUGUCUAAGCCUCCCAGCGUCCCGGCGGGGUGCUGGGCGUGUGUUCAUCAGUAGCAGCGCAAGGGGGUGGCGUGUAUCGUAUAAAUUCUUCACUGUGACGGCCGUGCUCCGCCGCCGCCGCUGCUGUGAGGGAAGAGAGGCCCCCCGGCACACACGCCCACGCGCGCCUCGCUCACACCACUGGCUGGCGGGCGUCGUUCAGGUCCUGGACGCCGGAGAUCGCAAGGGAUUCACCACGCGAGCCUGGAGCGAAGGAGCGACGGGACGAAGCGCCAAGGACUCGUAAGACAACACAGAGCCUCAAGUCGAAGGAAACCAACAGAAGAAGACCCGUAGCACCACGCCAAAGACUCGUAAGACAACACAGAGCCUCAAGUCGAAGGAAACCAACAGAAGGAGACCCGUAGCACCACGCCAAAGACUCGUAAGACAACACAGAGCCUCAAGUCGAAGGAAACCAACAGAAGAAGACACAGCAAGAGACGAAACAGCACCCGUAGCACCGCGCCAAAGACUCGUAAGACACCACAGAGCCUCAAGACGAAGGAACUCACAGAAUACACAGCACCGUAGCGCCAGUGACACUUAAGACAACACAGCAGUCCCAAUACGAAAGAAUAUCCAGCUUAACGAGACACAGCAAAACACGGAACACAGCAUCGUAGCACAGCGCCAGUGACUCAUAAGACAACACAGCAGUCCCAAUACGAAAGAAUAUCCAGCUUAACGAGACACAGCAAUACACGGAACACAGCAUCGUAGCACAGCCCCGGUGAUUCCAGGACAUGAAAACAGUGACGUGAAGGAAGGAAACGCCAAUUGAAUGAAACACGGCACGCCAGCACGUAGAGUUUGAUAGGAGAAAGAAUCCGACGAGAGGAGGAGGAGGAAAAGGAGGACUAAAAUAGAGAAGUGAGGAAAAGAAAUCACACGCAAAAACUCAAACGCCAAGAAGCUGAAAGGAAACAAACAAAAGACGCUCAACAAGACGAAAGAUAAAAAAAGAACACAAAUAAAUAGAAAACACAGACAGACACCAAGCAAUCAAGACAACAAACAAACAAACAAACAGCAAGCAAGCAAGCGAGCGAGGAAGGACCCAACGAGCCGGCGAAGAAGCAAAAUCACGCGAACUUGAGACAACAACAAACUCCCACUUGUGGAAUCUUAACCUGACUUGGCCCGUGUGUGACCCCGCCUGUGAUGCCGCCAGCAGGACCGUGACGAGCAUGGGUGCGGUGACUGCGGCCUGGCUACUCUGCGUGGCUGUGGCGGGGGUGGCGGCGGCGGGCGGAGGCGAUAUCUUCUACUUCAGCGCGUGGCCGGCGAGCGGACGCGUGGCGGCGGGCGAGGAGCGCGUGCUGCGGUGCGCGGUGUCGGACGCCGCCAGCAUCGCCCUCACCUGGCACCUGGACGGCCGCCCCAUCACCUACUCGUCAAGGCGCCGCAUCAGAGAGGGCUCGAAGGGCACCGCGGACCUGGUUAUCGGGCGCGCCACACCUGAGGAUGCGGGCGAGUACACCUGCAUCGCGCACAACACCACCUCCGGGUUCGCCCUCACCUCGCUGCCCGCCACCCUGACUGUGCUGUGGGUGGGCGAGGAGUCCCGGGUGGUGCUGGCGGACCCGAAGGAGGAGUCAGCACUGCGUCGCGGCGCCUCAGCAAGACUCAGGUGCCGGGUGGAAGGCGGCCCCGACCUCUACUAUCGCUGGUACAGGAAUGGCGAGGACGCAGACGAGGUGAAGGGCAUCAGCGUGUCUCGGAAGCGCCUCUCCAUCGCCUCCUUCGACCCCGCGCUCCACAACGGCGUCUUCACCUGCAGCGCCUCCGUCUUCAAGCCGCCCGCCGCCCCCCAGCCCUCCGCGCCCCCUCUCACCGUUACCACCACCCACACGCCCUUCACCCUCGCUCUGAAGGACCCCAAGGUGCCCGGGGUAAGGGUAGUGCCGGCGUCCCUGGUGGUUGGCGGGGGGAGCAGCGCGCCCUUCCACUGCCGCUUCCAGGAGGGCACGGCCGUCACCUGGUACCUCAACGGCGCCGGCCCCCUCGUUAACGGCUCCAGAUACACCCUGCAGAGGAAUGGGACCCUGGUGGUGCGGGCCGCCAGUAAAGGCGACGAGGGUGUGUACAAGUGUGAGGGGAGACACCCUGACCGCCCUCACCCUGCUGCCUACGCCGCCUCUCUCACCCUAGCAUACAUCGACAGCAGCUCGCCUCCCACCCUCGAACCGGGAGCCAACCUACGGAACAUGCACGUGGUGGGCGCGGGGGGGCGCCUCAAGGUCCUGUGCCUGCCCCCGCCCGGCCUGCCCCGCCCCCGCGCCUCCUGGGUCGCCGUGCCGGUGCAGGAGUCGUCUGGGCAGCAGGAGGAGGGUGGGGAGCCGCGGGGGAACAAGGGAGGGAGCGCGGAGCUGCUGGUGGAGGACGUCAGCCACGCCCACGCCGGAAACUACACCUGCGUGGCUUCCAACCUGGCGGGGAACUCUUCGGUGUCCCUGCAGCUGGUGGUGACGAGAAAGCCCCACGCCCAGCUUGUCACGGCCCCGCUGGAGGUGUUGGAGGAGGAGACGGCGAGGCUGGAGUGCCGCGUCGACGCCUCUUCUCGACCCUACACCAACGUCACCUGGACCCGCAACGCCGCCCCGGUCAGCGUGGAUGACUACCGCAUCUCCCUCUCUGGCAUGGAGGAGGGCGUGACGGAGGGAGUGUCGGUGCUAAGGAUCCGCUGGGCGCGCCUGACGGAUGCUGGGGCCUACGCUUGCGUGGUGCAUACCCUGGGACACCCCCCGGCGGCCACCUCCCCCGUCAGGCUCUCUGUUACAGAGCGGCUCAAGUUCUCCCCACUGCCCAGGGACACGCGCGUGGAGGUGGGCGCCAACCUCAGCAUCCCGUGCGUGGCCAGGGGGGCGGACUCACCUGUGGUCACCUGGCACCGCGUCGCCCAGCAGGCGCUGGUGGGGCUACCGGAGCACAUGGCCAGCGUGGAGGGGCGUCUGGAGGUGGUGGGCGCCGAGCUGGAGGACGCUGGGCGGUACAUGUGUGUCGCCGCCUCCACGCAGGGCGCCAUCAACGUGACCAUCACUCUCUCCGUCAUUGAGAGCCCCGUGCUGGAGUGGGUGACGCAGGGCCCUGUCUUGGUGGACCGGGGCGACACGCUGCUGCUGGAGUGCUUCGCGAGGGGUAGCCCGCACCCCUCCAUCCACUGGGACUACAACCACACCACCAACGCCUUCGACCCGGACAGGGUUGAGGUGCACGGCAAUGGCACGCUGCAGGUGUCUGAGGUGCGGUGGGAGGACGGUGGUGUGUACGGGUGCACGGCGGGCAACAUGGUGGGCCUGGCGCGCGCUGAGAUAACCGUGACCGUGACAGGCGAUAGCGCACAGCUGCUGGGGCGGACGGUGGGCGUGGCGGUGGGCGGCGCGGCUGCCUACAUAGCGCUGGUGGGGGCCAUGCUGAUCUACUGCCGACAGAGACGCCACAGACUCAAACAGCCCUCGCCACAGCACGCGAGAGGUGGUGUUAGCGAGGCAGCCCAGCGGCCCGAGGAAGAGGAGAGGCUGAUGUACGCUGCUCCUCCAGGGGGGGCCACGGGGGGCCAGGCCGCGCCCAGGGUGGGGAGGAUCGACCCCCCGUGCCACGUGCAGCUGUCGCAGGUGUCCACGCACACGCUGGCCACCUCCACCCACCUGGGCCUCUCCCAAGCCUCCACCAAGACCCUGGGCGGCUCCUCGGCCUCCACGCGCCACUCCUCGCCGCUGCAGCCAAACUCCUCCCCGUCGCCCCAGAGCGUGCUGCCCUCCGCCCUCAGCGACCACUUCUACGUGCGGCCGGACGCCCCCACGCCCGCCCACGCUCCCGGCCAGGACAAACAGACGAUCCAGCGGGAGAACCUGCAGGUCCUCCUCACGCUAGGUCACGGGGAGUUCGGCGAGGUGCAGCUGGCGCGCCUGAGGAACCCCACGGAGGAGACCCCGGGGGAGGAGGCGCCGCCCGACCCUGACAGCCUCGUGAUGGUGAAGGUGAUCAGCACGAGGGACGAGAGCCUGCUGGCGGAGGUAUGUCGGGAGGCAGCCAUGUUCGGGGGGCCGCCGCACCCCAGCCUCGUCUCCACCAUCGCCUUCUGCACCGCCCACACCCCCCACCUGCUCCUCACGCAGUACACGGACUGGGGUGACUUGAAGCAGUUCCUGUUGGCGACGCGCAAGGAGUCGCCGCGGCCCGUUGGGAGUCUCCGACCACCGCCCCUCGCCCUCCCUCACGCCCUCAGCCUCGCCCUGCAGACGGCGCAGGGGCUGGAGUAUCUGAGCGGGCGGCGCCACAUUCACCGGGACGUGGCGGCGAGGAACUGUCUCGUCACCUCCAGCCUGCAGGUGAAGCUCGCGGCGCCGGCACUCACACGGGACGCCUACUCCACCGAAUACUGCACCUACAGGAACCAGGUGCUGCCGGUGCGCUGGCUGGCCCCCGAGGCUCUGCUGGAGGAGGAGCACAGCAUGAAGAGCUCCGUGUUCUCGUGGGCGUGGCUCGUGUGGGAGGUGUUCACGCAGGCCGCUAUACCCCAUGCCGACCUCACGGACCACCAGGUAAUCAUGGCGGCUGAGCGGGGGGAGCUGAGGUGCGCGGCGCCCCCCAAAACGUCCCCGGAGCUGGAGGCGCUGCUGGGGGCGUGCUGGCAAGUGUCCCCCAAGGCGCGGCCCUCCGUCACGGCGGUGGUGGAUGCGCUCAAGGCCCUCACCUGAGCAUACCUGACACACACCUGAGCAGACCUAGACACACCUGAAAAUAUACCUGAAUAGAUACACACAUAUAUACACACACCUGUAAACACACCUACACAAACCUAACACACCUGAAAAUAUACCUGACUACAGACAUACACACACCUUACCACACCUGUAAACACACCUACACACACCUAACACACCUGAAAAUAGACCUGAAUACAGACAUACACACACCUUACC